This is a messenger RNA of Gloeophyllum trabeum ATCC 11539, 480 nucleotides long. RefSeq lists its product as uncharacterized. The record is from RefSeq and is a predicted model, not a curated record. The coding region runs from base 1 to 480 and encodes 159 amino acids. NCBI's taxonomy places the organism in Eukaryota, Fungi, Basidiomycota, Agaricomycetes, Gloeophyllales, Gloeophyllaceae. The transcript is spliced from 2 exons.
AUGGACAACUCCUAUCUCAUCGGCAUACCGCCCUACAUGAUGGACCCCCUCAACGAAUGCAGCCCUACCGCCUCCUUUGACCUACCACAACUCUUCUCCGCCCUACCUAGGGGAGAGAGCAUCACCCAUGACCUGCCAUCAUUUAUGGACUACGGAUAUGUUGGCGACAAUGGCGAGGGCCAAGCCACCGCACCGGGGCGCGGUGUUGAGAAUCACGAAUCAUCGAAGACGGGCCAUUCCAAGGGGAUUGCCACCGCCCCUCAGCAAGUGCAAUGGCCGCAAAGCAGCGCUCCCACCAGAGGUACGAAGAGGAGCCUCCAAACCAUGUGGAAAGAGGACGAAGACAUCGACCUGGUGUAUCCGUCACAGGAUGUAGCAGAGGCCGCCGUGAGCCUCGUACAAAUGUGCACGGCAUCCGCUGCAGCAUCCGCCACCCUGCGUCCCGGAGAGAAAAUGUCCCUCUCGUUCAUUCUCAACUGA